AGAUAUUGAAAACUGCUAAAGAUGACGCUGCUUGAAAGUCUUCUUGAUGAAAUAUCUAGUACAACUCCGGUCGACUUUGACCCGGAGAAGGCAAGUGCAGAUGCUAUCGGACUGGGGGCAGAGUCAAAUAGUGAGGCCGAGGGCGAGGAUGCAACAGCAACGGAGCACUACGUCGCGGUUGGACGGGGAAAGAUAAGAAAUCAAUUAGGGAUUGACUUGGAAGAUCCAAAGUACGCCGGACGUAAGGUAUCGCGUAAGAAGGCGUUCGAGGAAGAGGAGGAAGAAGAGGAAGACGAGAGCGAGUUUUUAGAUAGCCAAGAUGUGGAUGGAGAGUUUGAUAGUGAAGGCGACGAGGAAGGUUCCGAAUUGGAUGCGAUGGAUAUCGCAAAGCCUUCUGAGGAUGAGGAGGACGGCGAAGAGGAGGAUAUGCAAUAUGACGAGAGCGAUAGUCAUGACACGGACGAGGACGAAGAGGGAGAAGAAGAGGAUGACAAAAGUAAUGGCGUGGCCGAGGCUCGCUUGGCAAAAGAGCUAGAACAGCUGGAGGUGGAAGAGAAAAAGCUUAUCAAGAGCAUGUCGGUCUCCGCAAAAGCCGAUGUAGAGAAGGGACAACACGUCCGAGCUCAGAUUUCGCUAUGGGACUCGCUCCUUGACGGCCGAAUCCGCAUUCAGCGAGCAGUCGCUGUCGCCAACCGAUUUCCAAAACCUGACGUCUACCAAGACUUCCUCGCCGACAAGACAUCACAAACUGCUGUGCUAGAUGGCAUUGCCACAGCAUCCCAGGAGCUCGUCACCCUCGUCGACGAGCUUCUAGACCUCCGAACCGCCUUGAUCGCCAACAAUGAACAUGUUGCAGAAGUUGUUAAAUCCGCUUCCAAUCCGCGAAAGCGAAAACGAGAUCAUACCAACCCCUCCGUACUUAUCCAGUCAAUAUGGCAAGACAUUGAACCGCUCGAUAGAGAGUUCAAGGAUUACCGCGAUAAAACUAUUGACAAGUGGAACAAUAAAGUGCAAUUAGCAAGUGGGAUACCCCUCCAGAAAAAGUUCAAAGCCAUCAACCAGAGUACUUUGAGCCAGAUCAAACAGAUUCUGGGAGAUAAGGAUCGAUUGAUUAAGCGAACUCAGUUGAGGAGAUCAGAUUAUCGCUGCUUGGGGGAAACUGAAAAGAGCGAAGCAGAGGACCAAGAAAAGGAAGUCAGUGAAGGAAAGGGUGACGCACAUUUGUCAAAUCACGAUGCGGAAAUCUUUGACGAUGGAGAUUAUUAUCAACAAUUGCUAAAGGAGUUGAUUGAGACUAGGAUGGCGGACACAGACGAUCCUGUUCUUCUUGGCAUGAAAUUCGCCCAACUGAAGCAACUGCAACAGAAGCAAAAGAAGAAGAAGAAGGUUGAUACGAAAGCCUCCAAAGGCCGAAAAAUACGCUAUCACGUACAUGAAAAACUUCAAAAUUUUAUGGCUCCCGAACCGAAAGGAACCUGGCAUGAAGAGAUGGUGGACGAGCUGUUUGCCGCCUUGCUGGGACAGGCGAAUCAGGAAGGGAGUAUGAAGGAAAUAGGCGUUGUACAAGAAGGAACGAACUUGCAGUCGGCGGAUGGGCUGAAGAUUCUUGUUGGAUAAUCCUUAAGACAAGUGUUCAUAUUGUUUAUAUUUAAAAUGCAGAAUAGAUAGGCACGCGACAUGUAACAAAUAGCAAAACCGUCUGAUAGAGAAUUAGGUCUCACAGUAAUAGGUUAUAAACAGGUCAAAUCAACACAAAUCAUCUUAAUCUGAUAAGUCCUUUUUCACCGCUCGUGCCCG
Messenger RNA from Spizellomyces punctatus DAOM BR117, 1797 nucleotides. Its product is annotated as rRNA-processing protein BFR2. The record is from RefSeq and is a predicted model, not a curated record. Bases 22 to 1617 code for a protein of 531 amino acids. NCBI's taxonomy places the organism in Eukaryota, Fungi, Chytridiomycota, Chytridiomycetes, Spizellomycetales, Spizellomycetaceae. Gene Ontology annotation, biological process: maturation of SSU-rRNA from tricistronic rRNA transcript (SSU-rRNA, 5.8S rRNA, LSU-rRNA). Gene Ontology annotation, cellular component: nucleus; nucleolus. The transcript has 4 exons.